Messenger RNA from Pseudonaja textilis, 1451 nucleotides. The record is from RefSeq and is a predicted model, not a curated record. Lineage: Eukaryota; Metazoa; Chordata; Lepidosauria; Squamata; Elapidae.
AUGAAGCACCCAGCUUAUGAUGUUCAGAUCUGCUUCUACAUCUCCAUUUUGAUCCAAUUCCACCCCUUUCUGGAGAAGAAUGAAUUAUGCAAUCUUUCCCAUCUGGAACUGUACUUGGACCAAAAAGGAGAUGUAGUAGCAGAUCUGAAUAUCAUGAGCUCCGUGAUUAUCCCUGAGGACGAUCCCAUUGAAGAACAAAUUGGGAGCUUGGAAAGACAAAGACUUAUUGUCAACCAAGAUGUUCUACCACGGCUAGAACUGUUCAACAAGUCUCUGCCUCAGUCCAAAUGUGUGGAUAAUUGUCUUCCUGGAUUUUUCAAACGGACCCGGGAAGAUACUGAAAAAUGCACCAAGUGUUCAGAUGACCAAUAUCCAACCAAAACCCGAGUCCGUUGUAUCCCCAAAAGAAGGAACUUUCUGUCCUAUGAAGGAAAACUGGGUAUCACCCUUGUUUCUGUGGCCCUACUCUUGUUCCUAAUCACAGUCCUUAUUUUAAUCAUAUUCAUUAAAUACCUAGAAACUCCCAUUGUCAAAGCCAACAACCGGGACCUCUCCUUCAUCCUCCUGGUCUCCCUCCUACUUUGCUUCUUGACCUCCAUUUUCUUCAUUGGACGCCCAAGGAAAGCCACCUGUCUUCUCCGACAAACAGUGUUCAGCAUUGUCUUCUCAGUAGCUGUGUCUUCUGUAUUCGCCAAAACAAUUACAGUGGUGCUGGCAUUCCUGGCCACAAAACCAGGGAACAGGAUGAGAAGAUGGUUGGGGAAGAGUUUGGCCAACUCCAUCAUCCUUUCCGGUUCUGCUGGCCAAACUUUCAUCUGUGCCCUGUGGUUGGGUAUUUCUCCUCCAUUCCCUGACUCUGAUCUGCACUCCCAGCCUGGAGAGAUCAUCCUUCAAUGCAAUGAAGGCUCUGUUGGCAUGUUUUAUGCUGUCCUUGGCUAUAUGUGCCUCCUAGCUGUCAUUUGCUUCAUUAUGGCUUUCCUGGCCAGGAAUCUGCCUGGGGCAUUCAACGAAGCCAAGCUAAUCACCUUCAGCAUGCUUGUCUUCUGCAGUGUCUGGAUUUCCUUCCUGCCCACCUACCUGAGUACCAAAGGAAAGUCCAUGGUGGCUGUGCAGGUCUUCUCCAUUUUGGCCUCUGGUGCUGGGCUACUUGUUUGUAUCUUCUUCCCCAAGUGCUAUAUUAUCAUCCUCAGGCCAAAUCUAAAUACUAAGGAACAUCUCAUUAUAAAAGGAGGGAAAUAACUAUGAAAUUGUUUUUUAGGCUCAUACUAUUUAAUUAUCCAUUGCAGUUCGUUUGGGUUUAGACCUCUAUAAAGUAUGCAAAAGAGACUAUCAACCAACCCAAGAGGCACAAAAAGACCCCAGCACCUCUCCACCAAUAAGCAGCACCCAGAUCAAUAUAGAUUAACUCCAAGGUUAACAUGAGACCAACAAUCAAGUAAACAAUACCCCAA